Messenger RNA from Culicoides brevitarsis, 1669 nucleotides. RefSeq lists its product as uncharacterized. Lineage: Eukaryota; Metazoa; Arthropoda; Insecta; Diptera; Ceratopogonidae. The transcript has 3 exons. Gene Ontology annotation, molecular function: protein binding. The record is from RefSeq and is a predicted model, not a curated record. Bases 177 to 884 code for a protein of 235 amino acids.
UCAACAAGUUGCUGAUUCUUAAUUUUUUCUCAAAAAAAAUAAAUUAAAGUGAAUAAAUAUUCUUAAAUAUCUUCAAAAAAUUAGAAAAAGUGAAAACUUUUAAAAAAUUCAAACUUCAGUCGCUGACAUUUAAGAAAAAUCAAAGAAAUAAAGGUUUUCGUGUUUUUGCUGUAAAGAUGAGUAUGUCCAAAGCUGCUUCGACUCCAAUUAAAUGUGAAAAUUUAAUGGAUUUGAACGACGACUGUUUGCUGUAUCUCUUGCGCUUUUUUGACCUGCUGGAACUAAUGAACCUUCGUGGCGUUUGUCGUCGUUUGGAUAAUUUGAUUCUUCAAAGUCGCUCCAGAUUCGCAACUCUUGACUUUGAGACCGUGCCACGCAAAUAUGGAGCAAAACUAUUGGAAAUCUUUAAAUUUUUGGGUCCCGAAAUGAAAUCUUUGGCACUCGAUACCGGUCGAGAUAAUCUUUGCUCGAAUCUUAGAGACAAAUCUGUGGUUUUGGAUUGGAUCAAUGAACAUUGUGUAAACUUGGAGUCUUAUGAUCAUCACUCCAUAGACCUUUCUGACUUACGAACAUUCCAAAAAUUUCGACCCAUUGUCAAACGUUUGAAGGCUUUGUCAUUGAACUACGUCGAAUUCGAUGAUCGUUUGGGAGAAUGUUUCAAAGAUGCGAAACUUGAAGCACUGGAAAUUGUCUACAAUGAGAACAUUACGGAAAAAUUCUUCAAAAAUGUCUCAACCUUGAAAUCCUUAGACUUAGGUGGCUGCUCAAAGCUUACAAGCGACUCGUACAUUCAAAUAUUGAAAAAGAACUUGACCUUGAAAAAGUUGUCGAUCAAUAUUAAUUCCUUGAUCGGCUCUAACUCCAAAACAAUUGGAAGGAAGUAACAAACUGGUUGAUUUCAUCGCAAACAAUUUACAUGAAAUUGAAGAACUGACCUUUGAUGUCAUGUCUUCCAAUAUAGAAAACCUUGGUGAAUUGCCAAACUUGAAAAAACUCCGCAUUUACACAGGAAAGGUUGAAUUGCACAACGCACUGGACAAGUUGAUGGAAAAAUUGAGCCAAAAAGAUGUUCUUGAGGAACUUUCAAUUUUUGGCGCCAAAAAUCAAUCAUUGAAUAUGGACCUGGUUUCCAAGUUGAGCUCAUUGAAAAGUUUGAGAUUGAGUGGAAUUCAAAAGCUCAAGGACUGCGAAUUGAGUAAACUUCAAAAAUUGGUUCAACUUGAGUUUCUGGAAGUUUUUCAUUUAGACAUCAAAAAUGAUUCAACAGUUUUAAAUUUGGUUAAAUCGUUGCCAAAACUCACCUCUUUGAGUUUGAGUCUUGAAGUUCGCAUCAAAUUCAUCGAGCAAUUAAUUCAGAUUUUGAAACAAUCAGAAAAUCGUCCAAAAUUCAAACUCUACGUUGACAAAGUUCUUUUCGGAAAUCAACGUAGAGAAUAUCGCAAAUUAUUGAAAAAUAACUUGAAUGUUAUCUACGUUGAAAUCUUCGAUGUUUUGGAUGAGGAGGAUGAUUACGACUACUCCGAGUCUGACGAUGCUGAAAAUUCUGAUUUUUCUGACAAUUAUUAAUUUUUUUUCUCAUUCCAACUUUUUUUCAUAGUAAAUGUACUAAAAACAUUUAAAUAAUUAAAAAAAAAUUUUUUUUUUGCUUAAAAAAUAAAAGCUUCAAAUA